This is a messenger RNA of Onychomys torridus (southern grasshopper mouse), 1494 nucleotides long. RefSeq names its product lactate dehydrogenase A like 6B (gene Ldhal6b). The transcript has a single exon. The record is from RefSeq and is a predicted model, not a curated record. Gene Ontology annotation, molecular function: L-lactate dehydrogenase (NAD+) activity. Gene Ontology annotation, biological process: carboxylic acid metabolic process. Lineage: Eukaryota; Metazoa; Chordata; Mammalia; Rodentia; Cricetidae. Gene Ontology annotation, cellular component: cytoplasm. The coding region runs from base 187 to 1335 and encodes 382 amino acids.
UCCUCGCUGGGGGUGAAAGCCUUUUAUUAAGCCUCGGUGCAAGCCUGCAGUUGCUGGGGCGGGUAGACCCAGCCUGCACUGAGCCCACGCGCAGCCGCAGUGGGAGGAGGGGCUGUCCGGCAGGGAGAACCGUUUGGCCUCAACUGCCUUCCACACGGUUCACUUCCUCCACCCGAGUGAGUCGCCAUGGCCUGGGCUCCGGGCAUCCUGCGAGCCAGCAAAAGAGUGGGUGCCGCCAGAGUGGAUUUCAGGGGCCAGGGCAUAGCUCUGUGGCCCAGUCGGGUGCUGGGUGUGCCCUUCAGCCGCGCCUGGUGGAACGUCACUCCCGCGUCCACCAUGUCGACCUUGAAGGGUAAACUUAUCCAGCACAUCAGCUCCGAAGAGCCCGUUCUCCACAACAAGGUCUCCAUUAUAGGAACUGGAUCCGUCGGAAUGGCCUGUGCCAUCAGCAUUAUAGCAAAGGGCCUGGCUGAUGAGCUUGCCCUUGUUGACAGUAAUGAAGACAAAAUGAAGGGCGAGACGAUGGAUCUCCAGCACGGCAGUGUCUUCAUGAGAAUGCCAAAGAUUGUUUGCAGCAGAGAUUUCCAUGCCACUGCCAACUCUAAUGUAGUUGUUGUCACGGCAGGUGCACGCCAGGAGAAAGGUGAAACGCGCCUGAAUUUAGUCCAGCGAAACGUGUCCAUCUUUAAGGUGAUGAUUGCCGAUAUUGUCAAGCAUAGCCCCCACUGCAAAGUGAUUAUUGUUUCCAAUCCAGUGGAUAUCUUAACUUACGUAACCUGGAAAUUGAGCGGGUUUCCCAAAAACCGUAUUAUUGGAAGUGGCUGUAACCUUGACACCGCUCGCUUCCGUUUCAUGCUUGGGGAGAGGCUUGGCAUCCACUCUGAAAGCUGCCACGGGUGGGUCCUUGGAGAGCAUGGAGACUCAAGUGUCCCUGUGUGGAGUGGAGUGAACAUCGCCGGGGUACCUCUGAAAGAGCUGAAUUCAGCCAUAGGAACUAGCAAAGACCCCGAGCAGUGGGGAAAUGUCCACAAAGAUGUGAUUGCCAGUGCCUAUAACAUUAUCAAAAUGAAAGGCUAUACUUCCUGGGCCAUUGGCCUGUCUGUAGCGGAUAUUGCAGAAAGCAUUCUGAGGAACCUCAGGAAAACCCAUCCAGUUUCCACCAAUAUUAAAGGUCUAUAUGGAAUCAAAGAAGAGGUGUUUCUCAGUGUGCCUUGUAUCAUGGGAGAAAACGGCAUCUCAGAUAUUAUAAAGAUAAAGUUGAGCUCUGCAGAGGAAGCCCAGAUGGUGAAGAGUGCAGAUACACUGUGGAAAAUUCAGAAAGAUAUCAAGUUUUAAGCCAUCCUUCUAAAGAUACCAAAGGCAAAGAUGCAGUAUGUGCUGAUGUGGGGUGAACUGGGGGUUCUGAAAGUUGGGGGUCUCCUGUUGGGAGGCAUCCAGCUGCUGGGUGACUUUACCUUUUCCGUUUCCGAGUGACUGCAUUAAAGGGAUUUUUGG